Didymodactylos carnosus is the source of this 582-nucleotide messenger RNA. The record is from the annotation of a GenBank genome assembly. NCBI's taxonomy places the organism in Eukaryota, Metazoa, Rotifera, Eurotatoria, Philodinida, Philodinidae.
AUGUCUCAUCAGUACGUAACUAAAGACGAUUUAUUCAAAAUGUACCAAAAUUGCAGUAAAGAUGUUCAAUCUACUGCUGUACAUUUAUUACAUACGUUGAGUCCAAAUACUAAUCAAGAUGACUUGAUCGAAAAAGCAAUCGAGAUUGUUCAAAUACAUGCCCAGAAAAAAACUGGUGAAUAUGAGCAAUGGAGAAAAACUCGUUCCAAUUUUCGACAUGAGUUGUUUCCAAACCAUGUGCCAAUCGAUGAUCUUUUACAUUCAAUUGAGCAGUCUGCUGAAAGCAGGAAACGUAAAAAUACGACGUCGACAGAAGCCUUUCAUCAUUUAAUGGCACGUCAAAAACGUUACAAAACCAAAGAGAACGUUGAGCAUUUGAAAGAGGCUGCAGCACAAAACAAUUUGUCGAUAAAUGAAUUUUUACGGUACACGCUUUACAGAUGUAAUUAUAAUGAAAAUGGAAACGAUGAAUCGAAUCGCCAAUUAGCAUUAGCUGGAAAAAUUUUGCUCGAACAAAGGAAUUUAUCAAUGAUGCCAAAAUUAUCAGUCGAUGAAACAAUUACAUUGCAUAUCUUGACUUAA